Molecule: messenger RNA, 2710 nt
Organism: Prorocentrum cordatum
Lineage: Eukaryota; Dinophyceae; Prorocentrales; Prorocentraceae
Source: the annotation of a GenBank genome assembly
AUGACUGUUGCAUUCUCGAUGCUGAGGCUGCCCGAUACCCCCAUGGCACCGCGAGCGGGCGACAACCGCCUCGGAUAUUUUGCCACCGCCUACUCCGACCUGGGCUUCCACCCGAAGGAGAUACAGGCUUCCGCCCCGCCGAGCGCGACCGUGGAUGCCCGCCGCACGAUGAUAUGGCGGUACAACCCCGACCGAGACGAGGACAGGCAGAUCAAGAUUUAUAUCGACCCCACCGUGCCGAAAAGGUGGCGUGGGUACGUGAAGGAGGGCAUCGAGGCUUGGAACGAUGGGUUUGCCAUGUUCGGCGCCAACGGCACCGUCAAGGCCAUCGCGCCAGACGACAAGGAGUGGCCGCUGGAUUACGACCAGGGCGACGCGCGCUAUACCGUGGUCACCUGGGUCUUCGACACCAACCGUGUGGUCAGCAGGGGCCACGCGCGGGUGGACCCGAGGAGCGGGGAGAUCAUGAAGAGCGAGAUCAGCAUGUCCGUUGGCUGGCUGCACGCGUGGCUCUCCGACAUGGACCGCCUGGCGCCCCAGCUCGUCCAGCGCUCCAGCGCCGGCGUCGUCGAGGAGGAGCGCCCGCAGAUCAGCGCCGAGGGGGCCGCGUCCGCGGCGGAGGAGCUCGCGGGCAGGGCGCCCCACGCCAGGCGGCUGGCCGACGCGAGGGCGGCGCUGUUCGGCACAGCGCAAGGCACGGACAGCGGCAGCCUGCUGCACCUCGCGACUGGCAGCGACAGCAGGUUGGGCCUCUUCCACCUGGGGCAGCCGAUGACUGUGCGCCAGCAGGAGGGGGUGCUGGGCGCGGGCAUCCGGCAGGUCGUGAUGCACGAGACGGGGCACAUCCUGGGCCUGCGCCACAAUUUCAAGGGCAGCCUCGGGGUGAGCUACGAGUGCACGCAGGAUAAGGCCUGCAGCAGCAGGUACGGCCUGUCCUCCAGCGUGAUGGACUAUCUUCCCAUAAAUCUUCCAGACAACGACGACCCAGACAGCGUGGAUUUCUUCUCCCCUGUCAUCGGCGAGUACGACAAGCUUGCCAUCGCUUAUGGCUACAUGCCGGACCACGUGAAGACUCUCGCCGAGCGCACUGGGCAAAUUAGCCUCAGCCUGAACGGGCUCCUGAACAAGGCCGAGUCUUUCGAGGUGUGCCUCGACGCUGACUCCAGCAAGGGGGAGGAUCCAGAAUGCCGGCCCUACGACUUCACCUCGGACCCGAUCCGGUACUUCGAGGCCACUCUGAACAAGCACCGUAGGACGCACCAGCAGCUCCUGGAUACGGCGGUGGCGCCAGGGAAGCCCUACUUCCACUACGGCAACGCGGUGUCCACGUUGAUGAGCUUGACGCGCGACAUGGGCCUCAAGGCGGCCCGCUACAUCGGCGGCAGCAACCACUCCUACGUUCACCGCUCGGAUGUCGGGUUUCACGCGGGCGGCGCCCUGCACUUCCAGAGCGCGCACACGCAGCGGCGCGCUCUGAACGUGACGAUGCAGGUGCUGCAGCUCUCGAGCGCAGGGCUCGUGCCACCCGCGAGCAGCCGCAGGUUUCUGGUGGGCGGGGGGGACGACAACCUCAAGAGCUUCGACGUGGAGCACGCCGCCCGCAGCAUUCAGAAGGAGCUCAUGAGGACGCUGCUCUCGUCCGAGCGGCUCCAGCGCCUCUACGAUCACUCGGGCGACUGUGAGGGGUCGGGGUGCCCGCUGACCGUGGAGGAGCUGCUGACCGAGCUGGUGGACAAGUUCGGCGUCCCGCAGAGCGCGGCCUCGCCAGACUGGGACCUGGAGCUCCAGCUGGUCACGAGCCUCGGGGACGCCGCCAAGGACGCGGGGCUCACUGCAGAUGUGCAGUACGUGGUUUCGGAGAAGCUGAGCUUCAUCGGAUCCACUGUCCAGGCGCUUCUGGAGCGUGGCGACAGCCUGCGCAGAUGGGCGCCGAGCGGCUGGCAACAGUGCGCCGAGGAGGGCGGGGAGUGCGAGUGCGUCGGGCAGAUGCGGUUCGGCGCCUCCCCGAGCUGGUCCGAGAUGCGCCAGACGGGGGGGAAGGUGGCGUGCAGCGCCGAGGCCUUCGACGACCCUGCGCCGCACAAGACGAAGGCCUGCCAGUGCCUGAGCGAGGCGGUCGGGAAGGAGGAGCGCUUCCACGCUCACCUCCUCCGGCUGCGCCGGGCGCUGGACGAGAUCAAUGGCAAGUGACAAGAGCUGAGGUGCAACGCUGGGGGGGGAGAGGCUGAGAGGGGACUCAUCGACUCCCAAUCGCCCAUCGAUCGCCGAUAGGGGCCGAUCGCCCACCCCGCCUGGGAAUGUGCGGAUUUGCUAUCGGGGGCCCAUCGCCGAUCUAUCGGCGAUGCAUCGCUGGUUCCAGCUCGAUGCUUCUCUCCGCCGCCCCCCCUGCAGCGCCUCCAGAGCGAGGGCCACGGGAGCCGUCGGGAGCGCGCUCCCCCCCCCUUUUCCCGCGCCCGCGGCCUCGCGGACCCCGAGGGGCGCCGCCCCGUCCCCCGGCGGCCCACGGGCGCGGACCUCUGCGCACGCCCAGGGGCUGCUGCCCGUUCUGAUGAAACAGUGCCCGCGCUCGUGGCCGCUCUCGUGCGGCGGCCGCUGCUGGCGCAGCAUCUCUCGCGGGCGCGCGCUGGCGCACCGGGUCCUCCGUGCGCGAGCCCGCGGUGCCCGCGAGAGCGCGGGGGCAGCUUGCCGCCAGCUGGUCGUUGUUCUCCUG